Messenger RNA from Alternaria arborescens, 666 nucleotides. RefSeq lists its product as hypothetical. Bases 1 to 666 code for a protein of 221 amino acids. The record is from RefSeq and is a predicted model, not a curated record. The transcript has a single exon. Lineage: Eukaryota; Fungi; Ascomycota; Dothideomycetes; Pleosporales; Pleosporaceae.
AUGGCAAAGCCCAGCAGCAGCAAGACAGUCUCCUUUGCAACUCAUGACUACAGUCAAGCCAACGCUGGAAAAUCAUCAUCAAGAGACAAGACAGGCCCUGGAUCGAGCGGUACGCAGUCCAUUAAGGGCUAUGUGUACAUAGAUCAUCCUCUUGUCCUGCCCAAUGAGAUAUUCGGCGAUCCUACCAACCUUCAGAACACAAUCGACGGCAAGAGAACAAGAAAAGCCUCGAACUUAAAUGACUCACCAUCGGAGAAAGCUACGCGUACCGUCGAAACAAAAGAUAAGGACAAGGCCAGAAUGCCACCUAAGAAACCUUCCACGAAGCUUGCAUUCCCCGCGAAGACACCUGCAUCAUCUCGCGCAGGAAAAGGUUACGCUCCUAAAGAUACUUCAGAAUACCUGACAUCUAAGAAACGUGGCGAUCGCAAAUCUCGUUCGCACAAUGAGGAGUACGAUACCGAUAGUUUCGAAGAAGAUAUUUCGCCUGGAGACAUACGCCGCGGCGUUCUAGCUCUCGUUCAACACUCUCUACAGAUUGCUGACGACGUUUCCGCAUAUAUGCGAUGUGUCGAAGACCACGAAACACAUGGGCAAAAGCUAGUCCGCGAUAUGGAAAGGUUGUUGGACCAUAGGGUGGAGAAGAGGAAGGCAGUUGCUCAAUAA